Durusdinium trenchii is the source of this 2034-nucleotide messenger RNA. NCBI's taxonomy places the organism in Eukaryota, Dinophyceae, Suessiales, Symbiodiniaceae. The record is from the annotation of a GenBank genome assembly.
AUGCUUCGAUGGGCUGCAGACUUCAUCCUUGACACCAUGGACAACGACCCCAACGUUGACGUCUACUUCGAAUGGACCUUCCCCUGCUCUGGAUGGUCACAACAUCCUAUGGUGUUCUUGGAACAUGAGCUUCGCAAGCGCUCCAUUCCCUGGGAGUCAUGUCGCAUUGAUGGUUGCAACUAUGGCGUGCGAGAUCGCAACAACGACCUCUUCCUGCACAAGCGCUGGCUCAUCAAGACCACUGACGAGCUCUUCCACAAGAACUUCAGAGCAAAGGUCUGUCCCAAGAAUCAUCGACGCACUCUGAUUGAAGGCAUCGAAACAUCAAGAUCGGCAUACUAUCCCCGCCGAAUGGUGGAAGCCAUUGUUCGUCACUGGAAGCGAGAACUUGUUCCUCUACGGCAUCUCAAAUACCUCACCACUGGCUCCAGUGAAGCCGAUCAUGAAGUUGAGAACUGGAUGAGAAGGCAAAAGCUUCUUCAUGAACCUGAUGCUCUUCCAGCAGAACUCGUUCCUGAUGAUGAUGAUCCUCCCGAACAGCCAGAGGAAGCCAAUCCUCUAGCAGAAAUUUCCAAGAAGGAGCAAGAUCAAUGGCUGGCUCGGCUUCGACAUUAUCAUCGUGCUGCUGGACACCCGAGCAAUCGCAGCCUUCAACGUCUGUCCAAAGAUGCUGGACUACCGGCAUGGAAGCUUCACAUGGCUAAGAACUUUGUCUGUGAAACCUGUCAAAGCCUCAAGCUUGGUGGCUACAGUUCUGGCAAGGUUCCUCCAGCUUCAACACACUCGCUCUACAAGGCAUGGCAGGCUGUGGGCGUUGACGCCUCUGAGUGGUUAGUGCCAAAUCAAAAGGUGAAGCUACGCUUUUUGCUGUUCAUUGACCUGGCCACAAAGCUCAAGUCGAUCUAUGUGGUCAAACAGUAUGACUUCCUCCAGAUGCAAGGUGAGACGGCAACAGAAGUCAUCACCGGCUUCUCUGAACGAUGGCUUGUGGACAAGCCAAAACCUGAAAUCCUCGUGCCCGACAACUCCAAGACCUUCAAGAGUCGCGAGAUGCACGACUUCUGCAGCAGCAUUGGUAUUCAAUUGGCCUGUCCUGCUGAAAAGGAGUCAUGGGCACAUGGCGUUGUCGAAUCUGCCAUCAAAGAUCUCAAGAUGACAGCUUCAGCCAUUCAAAUUGAUCAACCACAUCUCAAUCCCCGUGUGAGUUUGAUGCUUGCAUGUGCAGCUCUCAACUCCACCGAGUACACCAAGGGCUACUCUGCCUUUCAAUGGUGCUACGGCGAGGACUACACCCUGGCCGAUGAAGACCUGAGAACGUUCCGAGAGUUUGAAAACUAUGAGGACCACAUGUCCUAUGAGUCCCUGGUCCGAGCUCGACAAGAUGCCGAAACCGAGUGGGCAGCGGUCAAACGGUCCAUCGACGAGGCCUACACCUGGGGCACUGCAAAGGUUGGCUCUUAUCGUCACGCAGGCACUGACAUUGAGGUCACCAGAGACCGCGAUGGCGACCAGGUCAUCACUGUGAACCAGCAGUAUUAUGUAGAUAUGCUUUGCGACCUCAACAUCCCUCAAGAUCGCCUACGUUGUUGUGGACAGAACUCCACGGAGCGGGAUGGAACCGCCCGACAGCGGUGGAUCAUGUCGCCUGGGCUGAGCGACAAUCCCGCGAAGUGGCUGGCUUCGUGUGCGCGGAUUCUCGAGGAGGAUUCGACGCAGUGCAGGUGGUUGGCGAGCGACUACGACAUCGCCGACGCGAUGACAAAGAAACGACCCGAAUGCCGCUUGAGCCUCAUGAAAUUUCUCCAAAGCUUCCUCUGGUGCAUAGCUUUCGACCCCACCUUCACUGCGGCCAAGAAGAAUGCCAAGCGUGGCAAGACAGCAGUGAAGCAUGUGAGCGCCGGAGAUGCACAAGCUGACUCUUUUUUGUGGGCUGAUGUCUUGCGCCUCUUCAAGGAGCAGCUGGAACCGGUGAUGUGGAAGAUCUUUGUGGAGCUCUCUGGAGAUGUCUCAGCCAAAGAGGCCUGGCAAGAAUAA